Naegleria fowleri is the source of this 1668-nucleotide messenger RNA. RefSeq lists its product as uncharacterized. Gene Ontology annotation, biological process: ergosterol biosynthetic process. The coding region runs from base 1 to 1668 and encodes 555 amino acids. NCBI's taxonomy places the organism in Eukaryota, Heterolobosea, Eutetramitea, Acrasida, Naegleriidae. The record is from RefSeq and is a predicted model, not a curated record. Gene Ontology annotation, molecular function: Delta24(24-1) sterol reductase activity. The transcript has a single exon. Gene Ontology annotation, cellular component: endoplasmic reticulum membrane.
AUGGACAUUCGAACCACAGCCACCACUCUCCAUCCAGCCGAUGAAGAUCAAAUCCUCAUUGGUAGUAGUAGUACUAGUAUUGGUGCUGCCGUUGAAGGUAUUCAAAAGACAAUUGAAUCAACAGCAAGUGUGAUUGGAGAAGAAAUUAGUGGUAGUGAAUUUGAAACGAGUCAUGCUCAGCAAGAGUACUACCUCAUGAGUGAAGAUCUUCAAGAGGAAAUAACAACAACACCUAAAAGUACUAGUAGUAGCAGUACUAUUGUUGGAGGUGCUGGUGCUGAUAAGAAGAAGAAGGAAUUUGAUUCUGACUUUACCCCAUUCAAACCCAUUCAUUCGUUGAGAUUCUUUGGUACCAUUCUUCUCACUUACUAUCUUUGGAUUGUCACCAUUUUUCAUCAUGGUCAAUUCAUUUAUCCUCAUUCACUCUCAACCAUCUAUCCAUUUGUAAAGGACCAAUUGUUAAAACCCAUUCUCAUGUAUGCUCUUCCUAGUGAUUACACUUGUAUAUGGAUGUAUUCAUUAAUGAUGUUAUGGUGUGGAUUGCAGACCAUUCUUGCCACCACUUGUUCACCUUCCUAUCACAUGUAUCAUUCCUUUGUGAUGAAUAUAUUUAUGGUUUUCAUGUUGAGUGUGACUCAUCUAUUACCAUUAGUGGAAUGGUAUGAACAUUUCAUUGCAUUGUUUACUUGUUCAUUGGUAGGAGGAUGGAUCCUUACACUUUUAUCAAAGACGAGUGGUACAAUGACUACCACCAUGAUGACCAAUUCGAACACUACUCUUCCCACAAGCACUACUACUACUACUACUACUAGUAUUACCUCUCGAAUUUCACUUCCAUCCAUUGAUAUGGGUUACAAUUUAUGGUUCAUUCUCUCAUUGAGUGUGUUGGCUAAACAAUUUGAAUUGUAUGAAUAUAUCUCCUAUACUGUAGCAUGUCAAUGGAUUGCCACAUUCCUUAUUUGUAAUUACAUGAUUCAACUCUAUAUGAAUAGUAGUGUCAUGGGUGCCUAUGAUGGUGAAAAUGAUUGGAUGGAUGUCUUGGAUAAGAGUGUGGUAUUACCAUUCUUUAAUACGAUACCAUUGAUUUAUCAAAUGCAUCAAGGAGGAGGAGGACAGGACUUGUCAACUCAUUCUACUACUACUACUAUUCCAACAACAACUACUACUUUUGGUAUUCUUGGAGGUAGUAGUGAUGGUGGUCAAGUAUUCCCUCUUCUACCCAUUACUCUCUUCUUGUUAGGUUACUAUAUUUGGAGUAUUUCCAAUACUCAAUACAUGUAUUUCAAACAAGAGUAUUACUUUCAUGGAACAGAACAGAAUCGUCCCAUUUCAUCCUUCCCAUACUUUUUAUUGAGCAAGACUCUCACUCCUCGUGUAGUGAGUUCUCGAGAUGGUUCUUAUAUUUUAGCAGAUAGUGGAUGGUUAUUGUGUCGAAAUAUUGAUUUGAGUGGUGAAUUGUUGAUGGUAUGGUCACUCUUUUUAUUGAAUGUGUGGUAUGGAGGAAGUGGAACUUGUUUAUUCAUUCCACUCUUGUAUGCCAUGAUGAAUACAUUGGAUAUUAUUACGACAGAGAGAAAUAGACAUUUGUACUAUUCGAGACAAUAUGCACAAGAUUGGACACGAUAUUGUAUUAUGGUUCCCUACAGUUUGGUACCCUUUGUGUAUUGA